GACACAAACGAUGAAAAUGAGAUGUUAUUCGACAUUCCGCGACCGAACAGAAGGGCUGUGCUUCCAACUCAGCGGGUACCUGCCGAAUCUAGUUCUAAUAUGGCGUCAGCUCGUCGUUCCAUGCUUUUGGAUCGCGCUGGAAGUGGCACCGAUCUCACCAUUGUUAGCGAAGAUGUUUCUCACGUUCAAAAUUCGCGUCCAGCUCCGCGGGGUUUAGUGGCUCCGCAGAAAGUCUCUAUACCUUCAACCAAACGUGCGACCGUUGGUGCAAGCGCAGUGACCACCCCAGUGGAACGCGCACCUCCACCAAUAAGUAUGGUUCGAUCUGAAAUAGAAGACAUUAAUGAUACAAUUGUCGUUCCUGAUCAUAAGGCGAAGUCAUCGACAGUUGCUAAUAUAGAAAAAUUACAGAAGGAGCGUGAGGAAAGAAGGGCUCAGCAGGUAGUCAUAGUUUUUCUGGUCGAGAUGUAG
Messenger RNA from Strongylus vulgaris, 471 nucleotides. The record is from the annotation of a GenBank genome assembly. Lineage: Eukaryota; Metazoa; Nematoda; Chromadorea; Rhabditida; Strongylidae.